GCGCUAUCGCCGUGGACCUGCAUCUUCGUCCAAAAAAAUACAGUAGUAUGUUUUUUCUUCGUGGUCGGAGUCAACGGAUUUUUUUAAGUUCAUACUCCACUUCGCUUCCAUCAAGGACCAGGACGCGCAGCACGGGAAGAUGGUCGACAUUGUGACAGCAGCCACUGGUUGCUCCGACGAGGUCGCGCAGCUGCUUCUGAGAUACUAUGGCGGAGACGAUAAUCUUCUAGUGAACGCAUGUUUGGACGAUCCAGGCUUGGCGCGGGCAGAUAAUCCCCUGGUUGCUGCGCUUCGGGCGCAACAUAAUGCCAAUCCGGUGAACAACAAUAACAACCACAACGCUCAGAAUAUUGCCAACGCGCCGCCCGGGAAUGCUGACCGCGACCGGGGCCAAAUUGACCGAAACAACGCCAAUGCGGUGGCGGCCAAUCAUGUCGCGGCGGCACCGGCCCACGCGGCCAACGCGGUGGCGGCCAACAACGACCAGCAGCAGGCCCCGAAGCGAGAUCCAAUAGUGCAGCGGCCUCCACCAGCGGUAAUCCAGGCCCAACCCGUGCCAAAAAGUUUGCCCGUUCAUCCAAAGAGUUCUGCUUACCCCAAAGGCAAUAUUCAAUUGCAGCAGCCCGAAGCUGCAGAAAAUGUUGGUGACGGUUCUUUUCCAGAUCUGGGCGCUCAUCCACGUGUUGUUCCACCACCUGGCGCUUCAGCAUCGUCAUCGUCUGGUGCAAGCUCGUCGUCCGGUUCAAAUCGUAAUGUGGACAGACCGAAUCCGAAUCCUCAGGUACCACUGUUUGGUGGAGUGGUGUCUGAUGCCGCGGUGAAGCAAGAAAAGCAGCUGGUAGAAGUGAAGGGGUCGACAAUGCCGGUCAGCGGUAUUCUGCAGGAAGACAUGAUGAAAAAGGCGAGUAAUCCCUUCGCAAUGAACAACAGUAGCAGUGCGUUAUUAAAGUUUAGCGAUCUGUUUCUUAAAAAUUCUGAUCGGCAUGGACAACAGGGUAUAGAUCAGUUGGCCGACCUUUCCUACCAGGAAGCGUUCGAGAAAGUCGGGAUGAAGGGAUACGGAAAACGGAAUAGUGCGGAUGAGCAGAACAAGCGAUACUUUCAAGACGACUAUGCCAGCGACGACGACACAGCGUUUAACAAAGUCCGCCCACUUGACCCCGACGAGACGAUGUCGACGCGCGCGAUCCAAUGGAACACCGACGGAGGGGCGCCAUACGAAGGUCGUCAGGUAGACGAACCGCUUGUGAUUGGCAGGGCGCCAACGCUCGCCAAUCCGACACUAGUUCGCGUCUGCGGGCUGAACGAAGCAGAGCGAGAAAGACUCGCAGCAUUUCUCACACUGCAUCGCGGAAUGGUUUCUCGCGCGAUGCUGGUUCGGUCGCUAUCGACUCCCUUUUAUUCCGGGCGCUAUCUGUUCGAGCGGAAUGGAUUUGCUUCCGCGGACAUAGGUUCACUACAACUCCUCGACUUCUCGUCGACACCGCUGCUGAUUCGGCAAGGUUUUGCGGCGACAAGGCCCGUCUGCUCUUCGCGGGGUCAUGUCACACUGCCUCAACUUUUUCAAGAUCCGAUCAUCAGCCUAGCGGCGGCCCUCGCAGGGACCUCUAGUCAAUCAUCUGUCGGAGCGGCACCCAGCAAAAGACCGCUUCUGAUGUCUGCGAUGCCACGUCCCGAAGCUAACGCGAGCGGCGAUUUACAACUUCACGGCGCGGACAGUGGUGACGAAUCAACUCUGGGGUUCUCGGUGACGUGGGACCGACAAGGCGGUGUCUUUCAAGGGAAAAACAUCAAGGCUGGUUUCCGCAACACGCUCGCGUCAACGCGGUUCCUCGGAGGGCCGCCGAAGCCGUUACAAUACGGCUGCUCCACUCUCUUUAAGCGCUACGUUAGCAAAAAGCUUGAGUUUGGCCGGUAUUUUGCUUGUGACGUAAACACAAUGGCGCAUGUCCUUUGCCCGCACCUAGUCGGGCUGCGAGUGCGGUAUAACUGCCAUAAGCCCUACACAGUUGCUCUCGGUACCGCCUGGAAGGACAAGCAGAAAAACUUUCUGUCCUUCGAGGUCCUGAAUGAAGUCGAUAAAGAGCCAUGGCGCGAUCACCUCAAUCGAUUUCACAAACCGGUCAAGCUGUCGUACGGAAUCCCGAAGAUUCCCCGCCACAAUUGGUUUUACGACUUCAUUUAUCAACCGCAAACAUGUCUGGGUCUGGAAAUUUGUCCUGUUCACUUAUACCUGCGCAGCUGAAGGGUCUGGGUCGUGGCCGCUUGUACGGCGUAAUAGGAUGAGAAGUUGUUUUCCCCAGCUUCUUGCGGAUUUAUUUGCAUUUAGCAUGUACAAACUGCCACCCCUCUCCAUGCGUCACAUAGACAGAUCUUGUUGUCUUUCAAACCUGGCAUGACAUCUCCAGACCCAAAAAUAUUUGCAAUGCAUAUCAUUCGAAUCAGUUCAACUGAAGACGUAAUGAAGCUCCACGUGGCCCGUGUCUUGGAGCAGAGCAUCCGAGAUGUGCGCUUCUUGUACCCAAAUCGAGAGGUCUCGUACACUUUCCAGAUUCGUAAAAUCGAGGAACUUGCGCAGCUGACCAGAAUCGGUGUCACCGGAGUUGAUGUCGAGUUCGAGAUUCCCAAUAACGACCACGACUUGGCUGCCACGCUUCCGACCGGCUGGAACGAAAAAUUUCCCUUGCGGCCGGAGCAGCUCCGCAGCCUGCGGUGGAUGCAAGGGCGCGAGCAGCUGCGGGAGUCGUACAGCGCCGACAUCGUGCGUGUCUUCCGGUUCGCUGACAUCGACGACUCAUUUCUGCAGGUGAACAUCAAGGUUGCCGCUCCUGUGUUUGGUGGAAUUCUGGCGGAUAAAGUUGGGUAUGGAAAAACGGCGACCACGAUCGGUUUGAUUGCCUCGAGCUUGGACGAAGACAACACUUCCGCUGAGCCUGGGGCUUUUGGCUUCGGCGUGGACUCGAAGGACAUGGAGGCGUUGCAGGCUAAUGAAAGCAACAGCGGACGAACAACAGCAAGUGAAAAGGAUGAAGCGAAAAAUGGAAAAGCCCCCGCACCAGCGCCAGGGGCGGCCUCAUCAUCAUCUUCGUCGAUGACUGGGUCGCAGAACAAGCGCCCGGCGGGCGGUCGUGCGUCGAGUGACUUGCGCUACAUCAUCGCAGAGGACGGCUGCAAGUUAAUUCGUUCGAACGCAACCGUUAUUCUCGUGCCGAGCCAGCUCGUCGGGCAGUGGGGCGAUGAGAUCGCCAAGUUUGACGCUGGGAAGAAGCUCCGCGUCCUUGUCGUCCGGAAUGUAACUGACAUGAAGCAACCGAAAAUCGCCUACGUGAACAACUACGACAUCAUCAUCUGUCCCUACCGCCUGCUUUACUCCGAAACAUAUCGAAUGAAUCGCAAGCAGCGGCGAGGAGAGGACAUGCAGCUCGCAGAAGGGAAGAAGUGCUGCUUGCUGGAGGAGUUUUUCUGGAAGCGAAUCGUCUAUGACGAGUUUCACGAGUUGGAGAGCAUGAACGGAGACCAAAUUGAUACGCUGCUGCAGUUCAAUGCCAGAUACGUGUGGGGUCUGACGGGAACCCCGCGAAUUGAAACGGUGAAGGCUGUUGUAGGGAUGGCGUCGCUUUUUCGCAUCGACUUGGUCGGCCUGCAAGAGGAGUCCCAAGACCUUGCGGACCGCAUCCAAAACGUGCUGACGACAGGCGUCUGGACCGCCAAAGACCUGUGGGACACCAAAGCCGAAACGAAGGUGCUUGAUCACCGUUAUCAGCUGGGUGCGAUGGAGCCCUGGCCCGUAGAAAAAAUGCGAGCUGGAGUCCCUGUGCUCGUGGAGCGUUUGCCGUGUCCCGUGUGUUCUACGCCUGGUUCUUGUUCAGUUUCUAAUUUUGCUGACGGGCGGGAUUCCAGGAUGAGAUUUACGACCAGCAACGCGACCGCCUUGGUUUCGUGUGGCUUUUGUCAGAGCUCAACAACCAUGGAGCUCGAAGUGGCUGCAGCCUCGACUGAUGACGAAAGUUGCAGGGAAUGUCACGCCAUAAGUCAUGCCAACAUCACGCAGCGACGAUUUGAAAUUUUGUCAGAGUCGCACUUCUGGGACUACUCCACCGUGCACUGGAGCCAGGCACGAAAAUUUGUCGAAACGUUCAUCCGGCAGAAUUCCGCCGAGUCCCUGCUGGCCGGUGUCGAGACCAAGGAGCACGUCAUCGCAGUGACGCAAUUUCCGGACGAGCGCGUUCUGUACUUGAAUGAAGUGAAUAACUUGAACUACGUGGAGGUUGGUUUAGUUGACAAAGAGCAGGACGACGGGCAGCAGAACGAAGACGACGAGGUCGGCGCUGCAGCGGCGUCGAAGAUGGACGCCGCCGGGACCGGCGCCUUGGGGAAGGAGGAAGCCCACGGACCGGCGCCGAAAAAGCAGAAAAAGCUGGACGAGAAUCUCGAUUUUGCUAGUUUCGUAGUUGCUAAAACGGAUACGAGGAGUCGUGAGCGUUUGAUCAAGCUGUGCUGCAACUUUUCGACGGUGCAGCGGGCAGAUAUAGGGAACGCGAAGCAAGAGAUCAAUCGGGUGUACGCGCUACACAAACGACGACUGGACGCUGCAUUGAACAAGGUGUGGAGUGCUUCGUCUACUUUUUCACUGUUGCUUUUCUGUGUUUAUGUUCAAGAAAGUGCCAUAUUGUUCAUGUUCAAGAUAAACAUAACUGGCAUUGUAGUUCACGCUGACGCAUGAGUAUGACAGAAGGCAGAAGAUCGUUCUCUUUCUUGAUGAAUUAACUCAAUGGAAGCGCCUCUUCAUCAGGUGACAAUCGCGAUGAGGCAAAUCGAAUGUGCGAAGCGGCUUUAUCGUCAUUGGCGAGAGGAAGGGGAUUAUCGGUGCACGGGAAUGGUCGACGAUCUUGGUUCUAAGAUUGCAGAAGUGAGGGCGCGCAUCAGUCCGCAGCAAGAGCCAGAAGGGGGGAAGCGUGACCUCCUCGAUGCUGAUAGCUACUUCUUGAAUCGGUUGGAGAAUCUGUUGCAGUUGCUCACCGAAGAAAAGCGCUUUCUCGACGUCUUCGGAGAAGAUCCGACGAAACGAGCGGAUCCGUUGCGGAAGCAGAGUCUAAAUGGUUUGCUGAACAGCGCAUUUGGAAGCGGUGCGGUGGGCGACCCCCGUGCUGAUUUGAUGUUUUCCCCGGAAGAGAAACAGUUUCGGCAACGUCUCGACCCCUACUUUCCGAAGCCACUUCCCGAUAACAUAGGAGAGAAGCUGAUGAGGCCGCUCAAGACGGUGCCGGGUAGACCCGGACACGGCGAGGGAAGUGAUGCCAGUGCGCAACUGAUCCAGCAGGUGUACCAAUUUGGAGUGGCGAACUUCAAGAAGCGACUGGGCGCUGAGCUGAAAGCAGCCUUCCAGCCAUUUUCGUUCUUCUGCCGGUCGUUGAAAGCGUUCUGUCGGUCCAGCGGAAAAGCCAAUCCCAAGGAAAGCGGUGGCGGCGAGGAGGCGCUGCAAAGCGGCGAAAACGAGGAAGAACCAGACGAGGCGGUGGAAUUCGAGUGUCCUGUGUGCAUGGGCGACGCGGUUCCGAAACCUGAUUACGACAGUGGGGAGUUUGCUGUCUCCGAUAUCCGAAUGACGCCGUGUGGUCACGCGUUUUGCAAGACGUGCCUGACGGAAGCGAUCAACAGGACAGGUAAGUGCCCGACAUGCAACAACCCCAACCUGAAGUUGACGGACUUGUGCGACAUAGCGGACGAGGCGGAGGGCAUUCGCAAGAUGGAGGCCGAGUACGAAGAGUUCGAAGCCGCAGCCAAUCGGGGCAAGGAAGUGGACUCGAUCGCGAAUAAGUAAGUACCCACCUAAGUGAUGCGCUGCAUUGAAGAUCGGCCCGUGUACCUUCUUGAUCGAGCUUUUAUCAAAUAGGCUUUUUCAGUUUCGUUGAGUUGUCCUUCUCGUUUCUAUUGUCUGCGUCGUUUCUCUUGAGUGCCGCUGUGCAUAGAUAUUCUGCUGCGUGAAACUUUUUGAGCAGGAGCUGCAGUGUUGACGACUGCGCGUAGCUAAAAAACUGAAUGUUUCUGUGAAGUAGAAGUAGUUUCUGUUUCAACGGUAGUUACCGUAUGCGUAUCACCGAACACACAGGCUGUCGCAUGGCAAGCGGGAGUACUUGCAAACAAGCUGGGGAAAGCUGGAGCUCUACAACACCGAGUUCGGGCAUGUCGAGCGGCACAGCAGGCUGCUUGCGCGCGACGAGUGCAAAACCUACAAGAAAUACGGUAGCAAGAUCGAAAGCCUGAUCAUCGUGCUGCAGAAGAUCUUGGAGGACGAUCCCAGUGCGAAGUGCAUCGUCUUCGCGCAGUGGAAGAUGAUCGAGGAGAAGAUAGAGGCUGCCUUCCGUGGGUAUCACCUUCCUUACACCACACUGUUUGGAUCUGCCGCGAAGAAGGCUGCGAUUCUCAAGGACUUCCAGGUGACAUACCCCAGAGGGAAAAAGAUUCCGCGCGGAGUGCCCCGAAUUCUCGUCAUGUCUUUUGAGAACAACGCCUCCGGUGCAAAUCUGACAUCGGCAAAUCAUGUGCUUUUUGCGCAUCCAAUGGGUACAUUGAUUCUUCACAACUUUUUUCUCAAUGAGUUUAGAUAGUAGUAGCACUUGCUCGCGUGGAUCGCUUUCACUUUGUGCAAACAUAAAAAAACUGUGGCUCCUCGUGGAGAACGCGCUGUCUUUUGUCACAGAAUCAAUACGUAGCAUACAAAUGAUCAAUGAAUCACUCUACCACAGUUGCGAAUACAUUUGCGAAAGCGCUCGCGUACGAGACGCAAGCUAUCGGACGGGCGAGACGGUACGGCCAAAAGAAGACCGUCCAUGUUUGGCGGUUUGUCACGCGCGACACCGUUGAGGCUGAGGUCGUUAUUCAGCACCGGCUAGCAACGGAGAAACGAGACGAGGCAAAGCUCGCCUUGGCGGCACGGAUCCAGAAGAAGACAAAGCCGCAAGCUGCUGCCCCCAGCGGAGCAGCGGAAUCUGCAGCUGGCGCGUCUUCCAGCAGCGGCAGCAGCAGUGAAAAUGUCGGGGAGGAGAGCGCAAGCGGGAGCGGGAGCUCCUCGUCGAGUUGGACGCAGAACCCCGCUUUCGGAACCUCCGCAAGCAAUGCCUUUGCUUUUGGGCUGAAGAAUGCGGCUAGCGCGUCAUCGUCCGGAGCGUCCUCGUCGAGUGGUGGCGGAAAAAGUAGCAGUCCAGCCGAUCUGCUUGCCGCUUUUGAUGACUUUCGACAGGCCGCGUCCGCCGUGUCUUUUGGUGCUAGUAGUAGCGCCAGUGCGUCUUCGUCGUCAGCGAAAAACGAUGCAGCCUCCGCACUUGCUUUUGCUCCGCCCAAAGACGAUGACCCCGUGGGUGGCAGCAUUUGGGACGUCGUCCGAGCGAAACUUCUUGAGGUAAAACUACUUAAGCAUUAGAGUUGGUUUUGGUUUUUAGUACUUACGCGAAGAUCCUGCAGUAAGGUAGAAGCGGAUACUUUCUCAUGUUCCGCUGCUUCGCUCCUUUGUUUGCAUCCAGGUGCGGGACAGCGACAUGAUAAAAAAGCACCGACACAGAAUUGUUUUACGCAACACUUCCACACAGGUCAGUUUAGGCGCGCGGGUCUUACUAGAUGACAUCAGACCUGAUAUCGCCAAACGUGGCUUCAGCGACACGGAGCUAGAGGAGGUGCUGACUAAGUUUGAGAAGCGAGGCGUCAUCACGCGGACUCUGGAUUUUUCCGGCCGCGGAAUCAAAACGGACAAGAUUGUCGUCCCAAUCUCGUAGAAAGUAUUUAAAAUUAUUGCGUGAUCUCCUGAAUCCUGAUUCGGAUUCCUUACAGAAUAUCUACACCAAAUAACGCUAAAUUAGUAUGUAUAGUAUCUAUUCCUUUAUCUACUCCUUCUCCUGACCAGUGCCAUCGCAUGUCUACCGUCUACCAAGCAUAGCACAGCGAGAUUUUUUAUAGCAAUUUUCUGCACCUCUACGUCACAAUCAAAAAAAUGAAGACGAAGAUGACGAUUAUUUCGGUUUCACUCAAAUUUGGUCUAACUGUAACUCAACCCUGUGAAUAGCUACAGCGCUGUCGCAUGCUGUAUCUAUUGAAAUUAGAUUUGAAUUUUUCCGUAUUCCACGUAGGUGUUACUUGUAGAAAUGUCGCAGCUUUUUCCUUAUGUUGAGCAUAAUAAAUCUCAGGAUAUCGAUAGUUCUUUUGCGUUCCUCUUGUUUGUAACUUGCACUAGUAGUAGCAACUUAUUCGCACCAGAAAACAAAAAUUAAUACGCAGUUGCGACCUCAUCUUCAUUUCGAAUGUCGCGCAUCAAAAAUUUGAAAAAGCGUAGUGUGAGAAACGGACCAGAAACGGAAGUAGAUAGUGCGUUUUUCACGAGUCUACGAUAACAGAAUUCUCGGAAUGAAAUUAUACAAUCGAGAAGAUCAUGCGUUGGUUUAGUACAAAAAAUUGCUUGUUGUAUGAUAUGAAUAUGUGCUGUACUAGAGGCUGAUUUCAAUUUCUAUGUAUCUUCUGGAACAAGAACGGCUCAUGGCUUGUCUUCGAUGAAAGUGACAAAACAAAAAACAAGAAGAUGAGCACUCUCAAUCGAUGCACUUGCAGGGUCCGACGGUGG
This is a messenger RNA of Amoebophrya sp. A120, 8608 nucleotides long. The record is from the annotation of a GenBank genome assembly. NCBI's taxonomy places the organism in Eukaryota, Dinophyceae, Syndiniales, Amoebophryaceae.